Pteronotus mesoamericanus is the source of this 1397-nucleotide messenger RNA. It is a transcript of the gene PPIL6, whose product is annotated as peptidylprolyl isomerase like 6. The record is from RefSeq and is a predicted model, not a curated record. Gene Ontology annotation, molecular function: peptidyl-prolyl cis-trans isomerase activity. Gene Ontology annotation, biological process: protein peptidyl-prolyl isomerization. Lineage: Eukaryota; Metazoa; Chordata; Mammalia; Chiroptera; Mormoopidae. The coding region runs from base 53 to 988 and encodes 311 amino acids. The transcript has 8 exons.
GUUGUCUUAGUGAUACGCAACGUUUGUGCUCCGAGGGGUCCCGAGAGCGGUCAUGGCGAGACCGCAGCCUUGCGGGCCGAGGUCGGUCCCGUUCUGCUCGCAGUCGCCGCCGGAGCAGCUGCUACAAGUGAAGGUGGUGGGGCUCUUCAAAACCUCUAGCUUUCAGAUUGCGAAGAGCACAGCUGAGAGCCUGAAGAGUAAUUUUCCAUCCAAAUUUGAAGAUCCUGUAAUAGUUCCUCUUCAAGAAUUUGCAUGGGAUCAAUAUCUACAGGAGAAAAAAAGGGAACUUAAGAAUGAAGUCUGGGAAUAUUCUGCCUAUGUCAUGUGUUUUAUUAAUGAUCAGCUCCUGGGUGAUGCACUUGAUCUUCAGAAAUGGGCCCACAAGGUGUGGGAUAUAGUUGAUUUUAAGCCCCUUGCACUUUAUGAGGCACUUACUGUGGAUUAUUCUGCUAAAUUAUCAAGAGACACCAAGCAUGAUUUUGUGUUCUUGGAUGUUUCUAUUGAUUUUUAUCCAAUUGGAAGAUUGGUUUUUGAGCUGUACAGUGAUGCAUGUCCCAAAACAUGUAAAAAUUUUCAGGUCUUAUGCACAGGAAAAGCAGGGUUUUCUCAAAGUGGCAUCAAGCUACAUUAUGCAGGUUCAAUUUUUCAUCGAAUAGUACAGAAUGGUUGGAUACAAGGAGGAGAUAUAGUGGCAGGAAAAGGAGAUGGUGGAGAGUCGAUUUAUGGACCAACUUUUGAAGAUGAAAACUUUUCAAUUCCUCAUAAUAAAAGGGGAGUUCUUGGAAUGGUCAACAAAGGCCGUCACAGCAAUGGUUCACAGUUCUACAUCACACUACAAGCAACUCCCUACCUAGAUAAAAAAUACGUGGCUUUUGGGCAACUGAUUGAAGGAACAGAAGUUCUCCAACAACUAGAACUGGUUCCAACAGAGAAUGAAAGACCAAUACAACAAUGUACAAUUACUGACAGUGGAAAUUUUUAUGCUUGAUUUUCAUAUCGGUAUUUUCUGACAAUUAUUAUGUAUCUCAUCAGCUGUUUCUAGAUUGAAUUAAAUCAUGCUUUAAAAAAAUUUGAAAGCUGUGGCAAAUGCUGUAGGUUGGCUCACCCAGCACCCAGUAUCUCCCCAUUUUCCUUUGCCUCUGCCAGACUAUAAAAGCACAAAACUCAAUUUCCUAGCCUCUUACUGCCAGGAGUGGCCAUGGGAUACCAUUCUAGCAAGUAAGACAGGAGUUAAAUGCCAGUGGUCCUGCCCCUUCCCCUUCAUCCAGUCUUAAAUGCAGAGGCUGGAGCCAUGAAAGAAGGGCCAAGGGAACUGCAGAAAUGUCAGCCUCAGCUCUUAACUGUGGAGCCAAAACCAGCGAACUACCUAUCUCUGGACUUCUUACUACAUGAGACAA